This is a messenger RNA of Drosophila innubila, 3338 nucleotides long. Its product is annotated as AF4/FMR2 family member lilli. NCBI's taxonomy places the organism in Eukaryota, Metazoa, Arthropoda, Insecta, Diptera, Drosophilidae. The transcript is spliced from 5 exons. The record is from RefSeq and is a predicted model, not a curated record.
AAACUAAUACGAAAACACGAAAAGUUUAGCGCACACGCAUAUCUAAAACAAGAAGAAGAAGCAGCAGCAACAGUGAGAGAGCGCAUCCAAUUGGACUGUCAGACGGACGCGCACGUACGUACGUUCUGGGAAGAAAAUCAAGUGGCCAACGUGCGAAAAAAAAUAGGAAAAUAUAAAAAUAAAUUGAAAGCAAUAAGUUUGACCAGAAAGUUUGAAAAAAAAGUAUUCUCCUGUGCAACAGAAAGUGUUAAAAAAAGUAUCUAAAAUAAUAAUAAGCCUCCCAAUUGUAUGUGAGGUGUGCGUGCGUAUGUGUCAGUGAGUGUGUGCGUGUGUGUCCUCUUAACUUGGCUAUCGCCGAAGAGUCGUCACAACGUCGUCCGCAAAACCAACGACAUCAGCCGCUGCUGCUGCCACUGCCGUCGCCAUCGCCUCAUCCUCCUCAGCAACUGCAUCGCAAUCCGCCUCCGCAUCCGCCGUCAAGGCUAAGACGCAACGCCAGACAUCGACACAGAGUCCGCCGCCAGGAGCGGGAGUAGCAGCAGCAGCAGCAACAACAACAACAACACGCAGCAGCGGUCGUAGCGGCCAACGGCGUCGCAGUAGCAGCAGUAAUCCAAACGCCGGCAACACGAAAGCGACCAGCGGCAGCGGUGGAGCUGGCUGCGCCGGCAUCGCUGGUGGCGGUGGUGGCGGCGGUGGCGGUGCGGUUGGCGGUACGGCCAACAUUAAGCAAAGCGUUAGCCGCAACAGCAACAUACGCAGCAGCUCCUCCAAUAGCACCAUGGCCUCAGCGAAUCAUCGAGGCGGACGCGGCGGCGUCACCGGUACCGGCACUGGCGCUGCCGAUGGCAAUCCAGCCGGUUUGCAGUUUGGUUCCGCCUGGUUUCAGCGCAAAAUCAAUCUAAGGCCGCAGCAUCGUGGCGUUCAUUUGGUCACCGAGGAGAUACUCAGACAGAUGCCGGAACUGACACAAUUCUCUGUCGGAUUAUGUCAUAUGCAAAUUCUUCACACCUCGGCGAGCUUAGCGUUAAACGAAAGCUGGGAUCCAGACGUCAGAGACGACAUGGAAAUGAUGUUGAAUAAAAUAGUUCCCGAAGGCUUGCCCUACAGGCAUUCGUGCGAAGGACCCGACGAUAUGCCCGCGCACGUGAAAGCCUGCUUUUUAGGCAGCUCACUGACAAUCCCCAUUACCGAUGGCAAACUCUCGCUGGGCACAUGGCAGGGCGUAUGGCUGUGCGAGCAUCGGGAUCAGGCCGGCAGCCGUAAGCUGGUCAUAACGCUUACCGGUUGUCCAAGGGAGCAAGCUGUGCGUAGUCCGUUGUCACCCGUCUCGCCCAUUGCAAGUACGUCCAGUUAGGGGCGGCCUCGCUCCACCCGCGACAGCCGGUAAUCGCGGGGGAGCGACAAUAAUGACAUCAUUUCGUCGAGGAAGUUGAUUUUACAAAAGAAUUUAGCUAGGGCAACCGCACAGCAGCGAGCAGCGGCCGUUAUUGCCGCUGGACGUGGCUUAAUUGGACAUGCAACAGCAUCCGUUGCAGCACCUCCAGCACCACCCAAUGGUGGUGGUGGGAGUGUUGAUAGCAAAACGAACCGUUUGCUGUUGCGACAGCGUCUUCAUUUGAAUCUCAAUUUGAAUGUCACAGAGACGCUGCAGGAUGGCGUUGAUAUUGAUGAUGUUGAUGAGGAUGUCUGUGAUGAUUUUGACGAUGACAACGAUGAUCAUGAUUCAAAUGCGAUUCAUGAUCCAAUUGUUAGCAACAACGUUGACGCAGAUGUCGUCGAUGCUCAGGGCAGUGGGCGUCGUCAUGUUGGUGAUAAUUUACAAACCGUCACAACAGUGCCUCAAACCAAACAACAACAACUAAGACAUAAGAUCACCGCAGCAACAACAGCAGCAACAACAACAACAACAACCAGCUCAUCAGCAGCAUCAAGCGCAUUAGCUAAAUUCAAUCGCAUUAUCGAAUCUGCAAAUCUGGAAACACAUCGAGCCUCAGCAGCGUUUAGUAGCGCAACGCUGCAGCAACGUCUAGCGUUGGCCUAUCCAGAGUUGCAGCAACAACAGCAGCAGCCGCAGCAGCAACAACAACAAUAUGAUAUGCGACAAAUCGACAACCUCCCACGUAGCAAAAGUCGUGGCAUUGCCGUCGUUAGCACUCCAUUAACAUUGCAAGCACUAGACACAAUAAAAACCAAGACGAUGGCAAUGGAACUACAACAGCAACAACAACAACACGACGCCGCUGAUCAAACGAAACGAAAUGAUGUGCAUUAUUUGUUGAAACAGUUAAAUAGUUUUAGUGAUAUAGAAGAAAUAGAAAUUGUUGAUAUGAAGCAAAGAAAACAGCAACAUCGACAGCAGCAACACAUGCCACAGCAGCAACAGCAGCAGAAGCAACAACGCACAACAAAGGCAACUGUAGCUGCACCAGCUGCAGCCAGCUCCUUGGAGCUAAUGCCCAUGUCGUCAUCUAUGAUGCCCAUACCAGGCUCACCGUCGACACAAUCGCACAAGGGCAACUUUAGGAACUAUAGCGAUGGUGGCGAUGCUGGUGAUGCUGUUGCUGACAGCUCAACACGCUUGCAGUUUGAUGAUUAUUUAUUUGAAUCCUGCCAUUAUUUGGAGACAAACUACUUUGCCGCUACCUAUCGCACUGCCAUGGUCGAGAGCUGCUCGCACGAGUUUCGCCCAUCGACCACAACGCCAACGAGCACACGAUCCGAUAGCUUUGAGCUGCAUGAAUUGGAGCCGCCAAGCGUUGUUUGCAAGGCAGCUCCAUCCAUGCUGGCAAAUCCGCUCCCUUAUCAGGCCGAGACACGUAUGACCAGCAGCGGUGUGCAGACCGAGCUGACGGUCGAUUCUCUGGCGCAGCUAAGCAAGAGUUCCAGCUCCAGUUCGGGAUGCAGCAUGUCACGUGUGCCUCCCUUCUUCAUAUGCUGUUACACGCCCAUCGAUCGAUGGCGUGCAAGGCGACUGGGUGCUGCAGCUGCCGCCAAGCGGGCUGACCCAAAAAAAAAUGGCCAUGCUGUCUGACAGCCAAUAGAAAUGGCAAUUUGACAAACUGACAAAGUGACAUACUCGCUGCGCUGUUUCAUUUGCGAUAUCAACAAGAGAUUCCAUUUCGAAGACAGUCGUUUAAUAUAUAUUUACCUUACACUCUGCCUAAUAAUCAUUCCAAUAACAAGUACAAUUUUUUAUACACUUUUCAAAAUUAAAAACAGAAUUUGACAUACACACAGUAACACAUCCACACACAACAUUCGCACAUUUUUGCAAUACACAAAGAAAUGAUAAAUAGAAAAUUAAAGGUAAAACAAUAAACAUUUUUAACAAUUCA